This is a messenger RNA of Drosophila ananassae, 2148 nucleotides long. RefSeq lists its product as uncharacterized. Lineage: Eukaryota; Metazoa; Arthropoda; Insecta; Diptera; Drosophilidae. The coding region runs from base 577 to 1143 and encodes 188 amino acids. The transcript has a single exon. The record is from RefSeq and is a predicted model, not a curated record.
UGCAGUGGGAUCGGGGCACUGCUUUCUUCAUGCUAUUCAGGUGCCACAAAGAAAGCCGAAACAAAGGCAGCGGGUCGGCAUACGGUUUGGCCAUAUUGAGCGCCAGGAUUACAAAGAUCAGAUCCAAGGGUCUCUCAACAGGUAAUUCCGCCGAAAAUCGUCGUCGGCCAUGUAAACACGAACGACGCAGAAAGGUCGUCGAGGACAACAACUGGUUUAUGACACCCUCGAGUCAGGCGAGUGGAAAGGAAUGGAGCGGAUCGGACCAGCCGGCGGAUUAGGGACACCCGUGAGCACCCUAGAAAUACAGGUAGGUAGGUAACGACCCAGAAACGGUGCGGGUGAUUAGUUCGGGACAUCGUUUUCGGGAAUGAAUGAACUGAAAUGGGGAAAUACCUAGAGCGGUCCCCAGAUACCUGGUGGGAAAAUUCUCGGGGAUUUCGGGAAGCCGCUGCAUUACCUAAGGUUGCAUAAAACUGGAAGCCGGGAGGAGGGGCAGCACAUUCGUCUCAAAGGCACUGAAGCACACACACCUCCCACCCAACCUCACUUCAUCAAUCAAUUGGAAACGGAACAAUGGAGAACUACAGCCACAAGAAAUUCACAGGAGCUCUGAAGCGCAAACGCAGCCAGGACGAGGAAUCCGAUGACGAUGUGGUAUUCGUUAUGGAGCAGCCCGGUCAGCGAACUCCCGAGCAGCCGCAGUCCAAACGCCCAAGCUUCUUCCGCCCUUGGCUGGAUGAGUCCCAGCCGGAAGAGAAGCAGCCACAGCCACCGAAGAAGAUCGCCACCACGACAUCUACACCAGCCAGUGUUCGACAGAUGGACGCCACCUAUCACCCCAACAUGGUGCGCAGUCACAAGCGGCGCCAGCGCAGUCCCCAGGAGCAACUGCGUCGGGAUCGCAACACUCUGGCCAGUUUGAGGCACCGUCGCUCCCAGCAGCAGCAACAGCAACUCAUCGAGCAGCAGUACUUGUCCAGCCGGAUCCAGCACGAGGCCAAUCUGGAGCAGCAGAUCCGCCUGAGCCUCUACUAUGUGCGAUUCCUGCAGCAGACCAUGGCCACCAUGGAACCACUGGCCCCUACCCACCACCAGCAGGUGCCCAGGUUCCAGACCACGACCACCACCCAACAUCCUUGAAGGGUUCUUGACUAGGCGCAGUCGCAGCGCUCUAAACUAUUGCCAAUAGCCUGUAAGAAGAGCAGUAUAGUACUUGUGAUUACUUUUAAAGUUAAGAUAUUUAUUUCGUUGACUAAACAAUAAACAAAAACAUUGUUAUUAAAAUUUAAACAAAUUAUUUUUAUUUUUUAAAAACAUUUUUCAUAGUCACAGUCAUAGGUUCCUUUAGUCAUUUGGUUCCAAAAAGUUUCCUUGGCUUGAUCUUCUCAGACCUUUAAGUUGAUACCUAGAAGUAUCGGUAGUUUACAUUUUGAUCUAAAAUAUAGCAAAUCAAUUCUAAAUUAUUAUUAUAAAUCUUUACUCAUUUUUAUUAAGUUAAAAAGUAAAGAGAAAUUAUAAGCAACUUAAUAUUUUAAAAUAAAAAAAAAAAAAAUUUUUAAGAACAAUUAAUUUAUAACCUUUAAAAGUUGAUUGCAGAAUAAUCUUCCAUCUUGUUUCGCAGACAUCAGUUUUUAAAAUGGUUUUUUAUUUAAACAAAUUUCUGUGGUUGUCGCGUGUGAAAACAUUAGUUUAUUGUUAAUAUUUUGAAAAUAAUAAGUUUCCCAAAAUUAAUCUUAACACCAAUUAUUGUCUUUAUCAUAAUAGCAUAGCUAAAAGACUCUCAUAGAAAUAGAAUUUAGGCUUAGCACCUGUUUAUUCAAUUGAAAUGCAUACGAAUGUUCUUAAAGAAUGGCUCAUAUACAAAAAGUAAAAAAAAUACGUCGACUUUCGAAAAGAACACCUAAUGUUUGACCAUAUAUAAUAUUUAAUUAAAUUCGAUCCUUUAAUUGCUCAAAUAUUUUUACAGAACAUAGUAUUAUCUAUUCCUCAUAAAAUAGUGAAAUUACUAUAAAUUACGUGCAAAUUCUUACCAACAACUCAGUUAUAAAGUUGGUUUAAUUUCAGCUCUAAGGAGUAGUUAAUGUAGCUAUCAAAUUUUUUUUGAUUUGUUUUAAAUUUAUUAUUUAGUCAAUUAAAUGUAUAUAU